AUGUCCGGUGCGUCCGUCGCUCAAGACUCCUGUCGAGAGUUCAGGGUGGCCCAAAUCUUCAAGGUACCCACCCCUACGGCCUUCUACCAGCUGCACCCAAGGUACCUCACUCACCUCGCCUAUCCACCCACCUCUGCACCUCUGCACCUCUGCACCACCCCUCCGGUCCCGUCCAUCCCAUGCCCUGGGCAAGUGGACAAGAACCAAGACCCAAGACGAAGAAGCUCCAGGUUCAGCUCUCCCCUUCAAACCUCCCUCUCCACUCCCCCCUCAUCCCUUCAGCCCCCCCUCCCCAGUCAGUCAGUAGUCGUCCCAGUGGAUGCCUCCAGUCUUCAGUUCGCGUCACAAGCACCAGCACCAGCACCAGCACCCAGCACCAGUGCAACCUGUACCCUGAACCCGAACUCCAAGGGUGGUGACGACGGUCGACAGACGACAGGCGCCCCGACUCGUGCCGCCAUCGCAAUCGCCCAUCUCGAAACUCUCGAUCCCCCGCUCCCGCUUCACCCCCGGCCCUCAACCCUCGACCGCACUCGUGCGACUGUCUCUGCUGCAAAACAGAGACCGCCCGCGAACAUGACGACCACCCCCCGUCAUGGCCCUUGGCUCGAGUCGCUCACUCGGCGCUCGGAACUUCGCCUAGACCUGGCAAACCGCUCUAAAAAGCUUGCCUCGCGCCUCGUUACCUCCCACCUUCCUCCAAUCCCUUCCCUCUUCUCACACAUGGCUGCCACUUUGCUAACCUGCCACGUCCUUCAGGCCCGGCCAACAGGUCGCUACGGAAGCUUCCCAAUGGCAAACGGCCAGAACGAAAAGCAGGCCCCGGCCGUCCCUCCCACCUUCGCCGCCUCAAACCUCUAUUCACAAAAUAUCUGGACCUCCACCUAUGGCGGCGCCAAGAGAGACACUAGAGGCCCCGAAGACUCCUUCCCCGGACAGCCCUCCGGCUCCAGCGCCCUCAGAGAGAACUCGGAGGCCGAGACCUGGGGCCAGAGACCCUGGAACCAGGACAGCCAGACUCGGACCGCCUCCGGCAGCGCCUCUCCCAACCGCACCCGCGACAGCCUGCACAGCACCACUUCCUUCUUCGACAACAACGCCGUCGGCCAGGGACGUUCCCUCAUCAACGGCCGCCCCAAGUCAUACCUCGAGGAUGACAAGGAGAACACGGCCUUCGCGCCCAGCUAUAACAGCCCCUUUGACGCCACCUACGCGAGGCAGGAGAAGCGUGGCUCGAAAGACAAUGCCUACCUGAGCCUUGGCGUCGUUGGCGCUCCCUCGAGAGACAGCAGUAUCCCUCCCUCGCGUCAGUCGGACGAUUCCCAGCACCACUCGCCCCCGGCCUUCCGAGACACCUUUGGCUACGGCCACACGCCGAGCAACUCGAUUACCUCGUCCCGCCCGGUCAUCCCCGGCCACUCUUCCUCCUUCCCUACCCAGACCACCAACAACCGCGCCUUCAUGGCGAACGGCAGGCAGAUGGAUGACGCCGACUUGGCCUCGCAGUUCAAGAAGUCCCUCACCCUCGACGAAGCCCAGAGCCUUGCCGCCAGCGCCCAGAACUUCCAGUUCAACCCCGUGUCCCAGCCCUGGAGGGGAGACGUCGCUGCUACCGGUGACGUCUACGCCGAUGCCAUGGCCCAAUACCUCCCCCACAACAAGCGCAGCUCCGUCGUCGGUGCCUCGGGCGGCCAGUACCGCGUAGUAGCGAGCCCAAAGACAUUCCCGCCCCAGUCAUCCGACCCCUGGGCCCAACGGCAAUCGCCCCGCGACCUGAGAAUGGUCCCGGACGGUGACCGCCGGACGCCCGUCCCGGCCUUUAUGCAAGCCCAGGCCCCCGCCUUCUACCCCGGCCCCUACUACAGCCCCAACUUCGCCGGCCAGUACCCUCCCCAGAUGUUCGAUCCCUACGGCAGGCCCUCGCUGCCUCUGCCAGGUUACGGUCUGCACAUGGCGCCCUACUCCAUCCCCGGCGUCAUGCCUGUCCGGCCUGGCAAGGAUCAGGACCCGGGCAAGGGCGUCCGGAGCCUGUUGCUGGAGGAGUUUAGGUCCAGCUCCAAGUCGAAUAAACGGUAUGAGCUCAAGGACAUUUACGGCCACGUCGUCGAGUUCAGCGGCGACCAACAUGGUUCAAGGUUCAUCCAGCAGAAGCUCGAGACGGCCAAUAGCGACGAGAAGGACCAGGUCUUCCGCGAGAUCGAGCCCAACGCCAUCCAGCUGAUGAAGGACGUCUUUGGAAACUACGUCAUCCAGAAAUUCUUCGAGCACGGCAACCAGGUCCAGAAGAAGGUGCUGGCGUCGCAGAUGAAGGGCAAGGUUGUCGAUUUGUCGAUGCAGAUGUAUGCUUGCAGGGUCGUGCAAAAGGCCCUCGAACACGUCCUCGUCGAGCAGCAGGCGGAGCUGGUCAAGGAGCUGGAGCCCGAGAUCCUCAAGGUCGUCAAGGACCAGAAUGGCAACCACGUCGUGCAGAAGAUCAUCGAGCUCGUUCCCCGCCAGUACAUUGACUUCGUUAUGGACUCGUUCCGCGGCCAGGUCAGCCAACUGGCUGCCCACAUGUACGCCUGUCGUGUCAUCCAGCGCAUGCUCGAGUACGGCACGGAACAGGACAAGGAGACCAUCCUGGCUGAGCUCCACAGCUCCACGCAGGUCCUCAUCACCGACCAGUACGGCAACUAUGUCGUGCAGCACAUCAUCGAGCACGGCAAGUCCGAGGACCGCUCACGAAUCAUUCAGCUCGUCAUUGCGCAGCUCGUCACCCUGUCCAAGCACAAGUUUGCGUCCAACGUCGUCGAGAAGUGCAUCCAGUACGGUACCGCCGAGGAGCGCAAGGGCAUCCGGGAGCAGAUCAUUUCUCACGCUGCCGACGGUACCAGCUCGCUCCAGCUGAUGAUGAAGGACCAGUACGGAAACUACGUGAUCCAGAAGCUGCUGAACCAGCUCGAGGGCGCUGAACGAGAGGCCUUUGUCGAGGAAAUGAGGCCCCAGUUCAACACGCUGCGCAAGACGAGCACGAGCCGCCAGCUGGCGGCCAUCGACAGGCUCAUCUACGCGACACAGACCCCCCCAUCCAAGUCCGGAGGGUCUCAAGCCGACUCGACGGCCCCGACCCCGGUGCUGACGAUGGAGCCCAACAGCCCGCAGAGCAGCAGCCCCCCCAGCACCAGCGCCAGCGCCGUCGGCGAGGUUGCGGAAGAUGACAAUCACAAGAUCAGCGCCCGGGGCGGCGUCAGCCUCAAGGUGGAGGCGGGCGACCGCCGAGGUGCGGCGACGGGGGUACGCCGCGUUCGCCCCGACGCCGGGGGCGCAACAGUCCGGCUUCGCGCCGCGGCACGGAAAGGGCAUCGAGCCCGCGGCGACGAUGACGAAGACGACGACGACGACGGUGACAAGUCCCGGGCAGGCGGCGGUGGGUGCGUCCAAGGGGGAUACCGACGACGGGCUGGACCCGCAGGGCGGCCAGAGCGCGGCGACGAAGAAGACUACGGCAUCUUCCCCCCCGCCGCCGCCGUCGCCAUCGCCAUCGCCAACGUCGUCGCAGACGGGGGAAGCGGAAGAGGCGGACGAGGCCAAGGCGGCGAAGCAGGAGGCGCGGGACCAGGCGAAGAAGAGCGGGCCGCUCGAGGCGAUCCUGCACAUGGGCCCGCCGGAGGAGGUGGCGAAGCAGCACCCGCCCAUGUCGCCGACGCCGACCUGGAGCGCGGCGGGUACAGCAAGGAGCAGAGCAUCACGCUGAUGAAGGCGAUCCGGGCGAUCCUGGCGCAGAACCUGGACGUGGCGCAGGAGAGCCUCGUGAGCAAGAGCGACGUGGAGAACGAAACGUACCUCUUCCGGGCGGCGUGCUCGGAGCUGAGCACCGAGGUCAGGAACAACCAGAAGCUGGCGGACGAGGAGAUGCGGCAGAAGCGGACGCUGCUGCAGCACGAGGUGGACAUCCUGACGCAGAGCCUCAACCAGGAGCUGCUGACGCUCAACGACAACGUCCGCGGCAUGUUCAACGACCGCAAGAUGGCGGUGCGGGAGGAGCAGAAGGCGGGCGACAGCGUGAUCCAGCAGAUCAACUACAAGAUCAGCCUGCACCUCAGCAGCGACGCCAAGUCGGAGAUCGAGGGCCUGCGGUGGAUCCUGAUCCGGCGGUCGGUGAUCGGGAUCCUGUUCAUGGCGGUGCUGACGCUGGGGACGCUGCGGUACGGGACGUACGUGAGCCACGCGAAGCAGGCCGAGGCGGACCGGGUGCGGAAGCAGGCCGAGAUGAUCAAGAUGGCGGACGGGAAGCGCGACCACAGCUCCGCGCCGGACGCGGCGGAGAUCCUGGCGGCGAACUAG
Molecule: messenger RNA, 4323 nt
Organism: Colletotrichum higginsianum IMI 349063
Lineage: Eukaryota; Fungi; Ascomycota; Sordariomycetes; Glomerellales; Glomerellaceae
Product: mRNA binding protein pumilio
Exons: 9
Coding region: 1-4323 (1440 amino acids)
Biological process (GO): nuclear-transcribed mRNA catabolic process, deadenylation-dependent decay
Cellular component (GO): cytoplasm
Molecular function (GO): mRNA 3'-UTR binding
Source: RefSeq, a predicted model, not a curated record